GCGGAAGUCCCGGAUUGAGGCGCCGCCAUUUUUGCUGCCCGGACACGGAGCGAGAGGCUGAGAGAGUCGGAGACGCUAUCCGCUUCCAUCCGUCGCGCAGACCCUGCCGGAGCCGCUGCCGCUAUGGAUGAUCGGGAGGAUCUGGUGUACCAGGCGAAGCUGGCCGAGCAGGCUGAGCGAUACGACGAAGCUGGGAAAAUACUACAAGAUGUUUUUUCUCUUCCUUCUUGCUGUUCUCUUCUAGUGCAAAUGGCUUUCUGUGAUGAAAUGGUGGAAUCAAUGAAGAAAGUAGCAGGGAUGGAUGUGGAGUUGACAGUUGAAGAAAGAAACCUCCUAUCUGUUGCAUAUAAAAAUGUGAUUGGAGCCAGAAGAGCUUCCUGGAGAAUAAUCAGCAGCAUUGAACAGAAAGAAGAAAACAAGGGAGGAGAAGACAAACUAAAAAUGAUCCGGGAAUAUCGGCAAAUGGUUGAGACUGAGCUAAAGUUAAUCUGUUGUGACAUUCUGGAUGUACUGGACAAACACCUCAUUCCAGCAGCUAACACUGGCGAGUCCAAGGUUUUCUAUUAUAAAAUGAAAGGGGACUACCACAGGUAUCUGGCUGAAUUUGCCACAGGAAAUGACAGGAAGGAGGCUGCAGAGAACAGCCUAGUGGCUUAUAAAGCUGCUAGUGAUAUUGCAAUGACAGAACUUCCACCAACGCAUCCAAUUCGCUUAGGUCUUGCUCUCAACUUUUCUGUAUUCUACUAUGAAAUUCUUAAUUCCCCCGACCGUGCCUGCAGGUUGGCAAAAGCAGCUUUUGAUGAUGCAAUUGCAGAACUGGAUACGCUGAGUGAAGAAAGCUAUAAGGACUCUACACUUAUCAUGCAGUUGUUACGUGAUAAUCUGACACUAUGGACUUCAGACAUGCAGGGUGAUGAUUCCUAAAGGAAAAUCCAACUCUUCCUUUCCUAAAAACUCUACUUUGUGAAGAGCAGAAUAAAGAAGCGCUGCAGGAUGUGGAAGAUGAAAAUCAGUGAGACAUAAAAGCCAACAAGAGAAACCAUCUCUGACCACCCCAUUCCUUCCCAUCCCACUCCCAUUGGAAAUUCCCCCAUUGUCACUGAGAACCACCAAAUCUGACUUUUACAUUUGGUCUCAGAAUUUAGGUUCCUGCCCUGUUUUGUUUUUUUUGUUUUUUUGUUUUUUGUUUUUUUUUUUUUUGUUUUGUUUUGUUUUGUUUUUUUUUUAAACAGUUUUCAAAAGUUCUUAAAGGCAAGAGUGAAUUUCUGUGGAUUUUUACUGGUCCCAGCUUUUAGGUUCUUUAAGACACUAACAGGACUGUGUAGAGGCUUUUUCAGCAUUACUGUAUUGUCUCCUGCCAGAUGUGGCAAGAUCACCAUUAGAAAUGGAAAUUACAUUUAAAGCAAUUAGACUUCUAGGUGAUGCAAGCAUCUAAGAGAGAGGUUAAUCACACUAUAGAGGCAUUGUGGUAUCAUUUUUCCUUUUUCUAAUUGUUUAAAUCGAAUUUUAUACCAAUGUUAAAAAUUAAUUGGAUGUUAGCUUGAAGUGGUUAAAGAUUGUUUGGAGAGUUGUUAUAAUGGUUUUGCUGUAAAAAGUGUUGCGGAAAUGUUGCUGAAAAGCAUGGUGCUGGUAACAGUUCAACAAUCCGUGGCUGCUCAUUCUUGCCUACUUUUACUCUCCCUCUAAAGCAGGUUAGCAUUGAAGGUGGUAUGGAAAAGCCUGCAUGCGUGUUCAGUUCUUUGUUUCUUCUCCUUCCCUUUCCCCUUGGGCCCCCCCUUCCCUCCUUCGCUCGCUCAACCUCUUUUGUUCAGUAUGUGUAACUUGAAGCUAAUUUGUACUACUGGAUAUCUGACUGGAGCCACAGAUACAGAAUCUGUAUUGUUCUUACUGAAACACAGCAUGGAAUUAACAUUAAACUUAAAUAAAACAAACCUAAAUUAAAAAUGCCAAAUAUUA
Molecule: messenger RNA, 1956 nt
Organism: Canis lupus familiaris (dog)
Lineage: Eukaryota; Metazoa; Chordata; Mammalia; Carnivora; Canidae
Gene: YWHAE
Product: tyrosine 3-monooxygenase/tryptophan 5-monooxygenase activation protein epsilon
Exons: 8
Coding region: 124-924 (266 amino acids)
Biological process (GO): signal transduction
Cellular component (GO): cytoplasm
Source: RefSeq, a predicted model, not a curated record